AUGAAUGUUCAAAGAGUGAGGAUUGCACACGACUUGCAUGUGUGGAAAUACAUAUUAAAGAUGAACCCCUUGAAGUGCUCCUUUGGAGUUUCAGCAGGAAACUUCCUAGGGUUUUUGGUUCAUCAAAGAGGCAUUGAGGUUGACAAGAAUAAAACCAUUGCCGUUCUUGAAGAACAACCUCCUAGCAAGAAGAAGGAACUGCAAAGAUUCCUGGGGCAUAUCAACUUCCGUAGAAGAUUCAUCUCCAAUCUUACUGGGAAAGUCCAAGUAGAGUAUGAAGCAGUCAUCAUUGUACUGGAGAUCAUCAAAGAGCCUAGAUCCAUGAACCAUCGAAAUCCUUGGAGAUUCCCAAUUGGUGAUCAAUCACUUAGGAGAAAGCUUCUAGAAGACUUUGACGAUGCAAUCGUAUCUCAUGUUCCAAAGAGGUUCAAUACAGAAGCAAAUGAGCUUGAUCAGGUGGCCACAAUAGUCAAGAUUUCUCAAAGAGUCUAUGAUAGAACUAUCAUAGUACCGAGGAGAUUAUUGCCUUCUGUUAAAAGAAGGGCACUUGUUGAUCUAGACACGUUUUAUGUGGAGAUUUUAGAAUUAGAUUGGAGACAUUCUUUGAUUUAG
Molecule: messenger RNA, 612 nt
Organism: Tripterygium wilfordii
Lineage: Eukaryota; Viridiplantae; Streptophyta; Magnoliopsida; Celastrales; Celastraceae
Exons: 3
Coding region: 1-612 (203 amino acids)
Source: RefSeq, a predicted model, not a curated record